Molecule: messenger RNA, 693 nt
Organism: Aphidius gifuensis
Lineage: Eukaryota; Metazoa; Arthropoda; Insecta; Hymenoptera; Braconidae
Gene: ND-ASHI
Product: NADH dehydrogenase [ubiquinone] 1 beta subcomplex subunit 8, mitochondrial
Exons: 5
Coding region: 123-653 (176 amino acids)
Cellular component (GO): mitochondrion
Source: RefSeq, a predicted model, not a curated record
AGUAAAUAGAGUCGGUGACAAGCCACAACGACGUCGAAGUCACACACAAGCCACCGGCCAUUUUACUUGCGCCCCUGGAAUUUAUCAUUGAGUUUAAACAUUGCGCAUAAGGGGCGAAAAACAUGGCUGCCCUCGUGAAAAUAAAAAAUUUGAUUGCUCCAUUAACAACAAAAAAACAUGGAAUUAUUUAUAAUGCUAUUAGAACAAAAGUUCAGACAGUCAAUGAUUGGAAACCUGGACCAUUCCCAGAAACUGAGGCUGAACGACGUGCAGCUGCUGAAAAAUAUGGAUUGAGUUAUGAAGAGUAUGAACCAUAUCCAGAUGAUGGUUUUGGUCAUGGUGAUUAUCCAAUGUUGCCAUUGAAAGGUGUUGCUUUAAGAGAUCCAUAUUAUCCUUAUGAUUUUCCUGAUGAAAAAAGAAAUUUUGGUGAAACGUUACAUGCUUAUAUAAAUAUUCUUGGAGAAGAUCGCUGUGAUUUUGGUGAAAAACCAGCUUUUCCUUAUGGAAAAGUAUGGUUGUAUUCAUGGGGAGUCAUACUUACAUUUGUUGGAAUACAUUAUUUUCUUCGUGAUUAUCCAAAUUUUAGACCAGUUCUGGAACAUCAAUAUCCAAAACCAGGUGCUAAACAUUAUACCUUUGAGCCAGCUCACUAAAUCAAUAAACAAAAUUAUUAAAUACGUAGAAAAAAAAAAA